AGAAAGAGUAAGUUGUUAUUGGUUGUUAUUUUACAACAAUCAAAGCAAAGUUGUUCAUGUUGAAAAUAAAGUUGAGGUUUCAUUAAGAGAGAUUUAUUUACUGUUCUAAAGUAGUUUAACGAUAUUCUGUUAAUUUAUAACCUGCACAAUGACUGCACCAAUGGAAAGAAUUUCGGCGUUGGAUACGAUUGAAAAAGAUAUAAUAACUUGUUUACACAGUGCAGGUCAAGUUUUUGUUGAGUUGAGCAAGGAGAAAUUGAGUCUGAAGCAGGCCGAAAACCAUACCCAAACUUUCCUGAAAACCCUGAGCGCAGUUGAAAACAAACUCACAGAGCAAAUAAAUUAUUUGACCCAAGUAUCAACUGGACAACCCCAUGAAGGAUCUGGAUAUGCCUCACAGAAGGUUCUACAAAUGGCUUGGCAUAGGUUGGAGCAUGCCAGAUCCCGUGUGAAUGAAUUGGAUAGAUUGAAAUUAAAGCAUGCUCAAGGAAGGACAGCUGGACGUAGCUCUAGUGGAGGGAAUGGAGCAAGCACAUCUACAGCAAUUGCACCAGCCACAUAAUGUUCAAAUAUAUAUGUCCAAUUUGUAAGUUUAUAAUAUAUGUAUUUUGUAAGUUUUAUAAUAUAGUCCAAGUU
This is a messenger RNA of Nicrophorus vespilloides, 636 nucleotides long. RefSeq names its product mediator of RNA polymerase II transcription subunit 11 (gene MED11). Gene Ontology annotation, cellular component: mediator complex. Gene Ontology annotation, biological process: regulation of transcription by RNA polymerase II. The transcript is spliced from 2 exons. NCBI's taxonomy places the organism in Eukaryota, Metazoa, Arthropoda, Insecta, Coleoptera, Silphidae. The coding region runs from base 149 to 562 and encodes 137 amino acids. The record is from RefSeq and is a predicted model, not a curated record. Gene Ontology annotation, molecular function: transcription coregulator activity.